AUGGCAGGUAACUCUCAGAACACGACUUACGUGGUUCUUGGGGCCAACAAGGGCAUUGGACUUGGACUUGUGCAAGCACUUCUCGCCCGACCCCAAACUACCGUCGUCGGCGUCGUUAGAGAUCCUGUACGAGCCUCGCAUCUGGAGGAGCAAUGCUCAAGCGUGCCGAAGGGCGAAGGUAGUAUCUUGCACGCUCUGGCGGUCGAUGUCAGCAGGAGCCCUGGACGAGAUGACCUCAAAGACUUUAUCAAGACCAAACUGCCAUCGUCAAUUGGCCACGUCGAUGCGUUCAUCAGCUCCAUCGGACAUACUGGUGUGAUGAAACCCGCCCUCGAAACCACGGCUGAAGAGAUGAGGGACCAUUACGAGGUGAACACCAUCGCACCAUUGAUGUUGUUCCAGGCGUUCUGGCCGCUGAUGGAAGCCUCAACUGAGUCCGGAGCAUCGUCGACUCCGAAGAAGGUAUUCUUUCUCUCUUCGUCGGUAGGCUGCAUUGGGGACUGGAUGGAGCCAAUUCCAGGCGGCGCAUACGGACCAUCCAAAGCGGCCCUGAAUUGGAUUGUUCGCAAACUCCAUUUCGAGCUCCAAGACAAAGGUAUCGUCAGUGUUGCUGUGCAUCCUGGGUGGGUUCAGACCGAAAUGGGUGACAUGGCUGCCAAAUCAUGGAACUACCCUGGCAAGCCACCGUUGACCGUCGCGCAGAGUGUCGAAGGUGUUCUGGGAGUCAUUGACGGCGCGAGUCGAGAAAAUUCAUCCGGCAAAUUCCUGUCCUAUGACGGCAAAGAGGUACCGUGGUAA
Exophiala spinifera is the source of this 798-nucleotide messenger RNA. RefSeq lists its product as uncharacterized. Bases 1 to 798 code for a protein of 265 amino acids. NCBI's taxonomy places the organism in Eukaryota, Fungi, Ascomycota, Eurotiomycetes, Chaetothyriales, Herpotrichiellaceae. The transcript has 4 exons. The record is from RefSeq and is a predicted model, not a curated record.